Molecule: messenger RNA, 1935 nt
Organism: Yarrowia lipolytica CLIB122
Lineage: Eukaryota; Fungi; Ascomycota; Dipodascomycetes; Dipodascales
Biological process (GO): transmembrane transport
Cellular component (GO): plasma membrane
Molecular function (GO): transmembrane transporter activity
Source: RefSeq, a predicted model, not a curated record
AUGCAAGAAUCCCAGGAAUACCUAGACUUAGACCCAGGUUCAGAGAAAAUAGGAGAUACCCCAUCACCUGAUAUAGCACGUGAUUUGGAGGAGCAAGCCGAGAAGGCUGCUGAGUCAGCGGUAGAUGGCCAGCGUGCUGACUCACUCCACAGACACAACUCUUACCCUAUCCCACCCUUGGCUGGACUGACCCUUCAGAGAACACUUACCCAUCGUUCCAGAGUAUCAAGGCUGAGUCAUCACUCCGAGGAGCAGUCAGGUGACCAAUCUGGUAACGCGAUGAACUCGGAAACCCCCGCCUUACCUGGGCAUGUGACUCAGGACCAUUUAUCUCAAACACGACGAUAUCUUAUUUGUUUCAUGUUGUGUGUCUGCACACUUCUCGUGGCUAUCGAUGAGACUAUCAUCACUACAGCGCUUCCUGAGAUUGUGGCUGCCUUGAAAUCGUCUUCUGGAUAUACGUGGAUUGGAACCUCUUAUCUUCUUGCAUGUGCUUCUUCCAUGCCUGCAUAUGGAGCUCUUGCAGACAUUUUUGGGCGUAAACCGAUCAUUCUCUUGUCAAUUGCACUGUUCCUGAUUGGCUCUGCUAUUGCUGGAGCUGCCACCGACAUGGGCAUGAUGAUCAGUGGACGUGUCAUUCAGGGUAUUGGAGGAGGAGGUAUUUCCAACCUGGUGAACGUCAUUGUGGCCGAUAUCAUUGAUCUCAAGUACCGAGGUACAUUUAUGGGUGCCAUUGGAGCCACCUGGGCCGUUGGAGGAUGCAUGGGACCUCUUCUUGGUGGAGCUUUUGCCUCUGGAGGACAGUGGAGAUGGUGUUUCUUCCUCAACCUGCCCAUUGCAGGGGUUUGCUUCAUUUUCAUGGCUUGGCUGGCUAACAUUAAGUCUCCUCCUACGACGUUGAGAGACGGACUCAAACGAAUCGAUUUUCUGGGCAUUAUUCUUAUUACGUGCGCCACUGUGUGUCUUUUCUUGGCUCUGGACUGGGGAGGAGUUCAUUUUGCCUGGAACUCUGCUCCUGUCAUUGUGUGUCUGGUUCUGAGUGGAGUUCUUUACAUUGCUUUCGUCCUGUGUGAAAAAUACAUCCCCAACGAGCCCGUGAUGCCCCCCAGGUUAUUCACCAAUUUCUCUCGAACUGGAGCUCUUCUCUGCACUUUUUUCCACUCCACCACCUUUAUGGCAGUUUCCUACUUUACGCCCUUCAUGUACCAGUCUGUUUACAACAAGAGCCCCAUUGGAGCAGCCGUCUACCUGCUUCCCCAGGCCAUUGUCAUGGGCCUGGCUUCUGCUAUCAGUGGAUACAUCAUUACAAAGACAGGCAAGUACAAGAUCAUCAUGAUUGUUGGCUUCUCCCUGGCAGCCAUCUUCAACGGAAUGAUAGUCACUCUCAAUCCCGACUCCAACACCGCCAAGCAGAUCAUGUGGGUCACCGUCUGGGGUAUUGGUAUUGGUCCCAACUUUGAGUCCACUCUGAUUGCUCUACAUACCCAUAUCAAGUCUCAGGACAUUGCCACGGCUACAUCGACCUGGGGCUUCCUUCGAACCAUCGGGUUCUCCAUCGGUAUUGCUAUUGGUGGAGUUGUGUUCCAGAACAAGAUGCAGACUGAGAAUGAAGAACUGGGACACUUGCUGCCUGCGGACUUGAGAGAACUACUGACUGGUGCCGAUGCUGCUGCUUCUACUACACUCAUCAAGAACUACUCUGAGCCCGUUCAGAAAGUAGCCAAGCUCAUGUACUCCAGAUCCUUCAAAGACAUGUUCUGGACGUGUCUGGGCUUGUGUCUGGGCUAUCUCUUUGUGUUCCUCAUCAAGGAGCGGCCUCUGGAGAUGAAGGACGCCAAGGGCGAGACAACUGAGACGGAGGACGAAGUUGACCAGAUUGUUGAUGUGAUUGUCGACGACUUCGAGGGCAACCAGAAGCACAGGGACGGGGCCUAA